UAGGUUCCCAUCCAUUGACUGAACAAAUAAUGAUGGCAGAUCAUGAGAGUCUGACUCGUCUGAACUAUUUCACGAAGUAUGGUUUAUCUAAGAGAUACUACUGUAGCAAAACAAAGUCCACAAACUGUGUUAAGACUAGCCCAUCGCCUGAACAAGCUGGCACUAAUUGGAGAUCUUUUCUAAUUCCUGGUUUGGCUGGUUUGGGUUUGACUGGAAUUGGUGGGUUACUUUUUCUCUUUCACGAUAAUGAUCAAAGGAGAGCAGUGCUUAAAGGUAAGGGUGUAAAGUUUGAGCGAAGUGCCAAUCAAGGGCCGAUAAUAGGUGGCCCUUUUAGUUUAAUAGAUACAGAAGGCCGCAUUGUGACCGAAAAGAAUCUCCUGGGGAAUUGGGUUCUUCUUUAUUUCGGCUAUACAUCCUCCCCUGAUGUAGGGCCUUCAGAACUUCGAAAGAUGGCCAACACAAUUAACAUCUUAGAAUCGAAGCAGAAUAUCAAGGUCUUACCCAUAUUUGUCACCAUUGAUCCUCAGCGGGACACCCCCUCACAUCUUCGUGCUUAUAUCCAUGAAUUCGACUCAAGAAUAGUGGGUUUGACCGGACCAGUUACUGCAAUAAGGCAAAUGGCACAAGAAUACCGAGUGUUCUUCAGAAAGGUUGAUGAACAAGGGGGUGAUUAUCUUAUCGAGUCUUCUCACAAUAUGUACUUGAUGAACCCGGGUAUGGAGGUCUCAAGAUCAUUUGGCAUCGAGUAUAAUGCUGAGGAGCUGUCUGAGGCCAUAGCCAAAGAGAUCAAGAAAUCUGCUAUUACUGAGCCGCGGAGUUGAUAUACUUGCUCGAUGUUUCUACAGCGUAAUGGCCUUAUUCAUUAGACAGCAUUUUCUUUUUCUUUUUAAUCUCCAAGGAAAUUUCUUCGCGUUUAACUCUGUUUCCAUUUAUUCGGAUGCAUUCAUUUUAAGAGCUAUUUUGGUCUGCUAA
This is a messenger RNA of Salvia hispanica, 972 nucleotides long. The record is from RefSeq and is a predicted model, not a curated record. Lineage: Eukaryota; Viridiplantae; Streptophyta; Magnoliopsida; Lamiales; Lamiaceae.